Podospora bellae-mahoneyi is the source of this 1078-nucleotide messenger RNA. RefSeq lists its product as uncharacterized. NCBI's taxonomy places the organism in Eukaryota, Fungi, Ascomycota, Sordariomycetes, Sordariales, Podosporaceae. The record is from RefSeq and is a predicted model, not a curated record. The coding region runs from base 1 to 891 and encodes 296 amino acids. The transcript has 2 exons.
AUGCGCCGGCCUCCACGGAUGUCUCCCCAGCCUCUCCAGCAGCUUCCCCACCGGCCCAUCAUGCGGGAUUGGGUAGCUCACCGGCUUCAACCCCUUGAACCAGAACCGGCCCUCCUCAUCACUCACCAUGACGCACCUCUCGCUCGGCUCGUUCCGGUCGCUGUGUUGGACGUCAUAAUGUCCGCUGCUGUCCGUCUCCCAGAUAUCAAUCUUGAUGCCCUCAAUGGGGUUCCCAGCCGUGUCUCUGACGGUACAAACGGCAAGCAUCGGCUCACCCGCCGGGUCGGAGGUCAUCGAGGCGCCGUUCUCGAGGAGAGGCGCAUCGUGGGUGUGGAAGGGGCCGAGGACGGAGCCCUCGGUUGCGCCGGCGGGCUUGGGGUGGUUGAUGUUGUCGAGGAGGAGGGAGAGGCCGAGGGUGUCGGAGAGGAGGAUGAAUUCCUGUUUGUCUCCCCACAUCAGCACCUGAUACCUUGCUGCCUACCGCCCUCCCUGAACCACCAGAUGUCGGAAACAGAUGCGACCUACAUUCCGCACCUCGCUGCAGAUCUUCCCACAAGCAAUCAAAAACUCGAGCCCGGCCAUCCACUCGUCCGUGCUCAGCCGCGUCUCCCUCGCAAAGUCAUGCAGGUGCGUCACCAGUCUCGACAGCAAAUACGUCAACCGCUGGUCGUCCGACUGGCUGUUAAUCCUGAUGGUAUUCGGCGUGAUGUUGUCAAUCGUCAAGUCCAAAAGCGGCGGGCCGACAGGGCCCGAGUUUUCUCUGCGCGGUUCCGCCAUUCUGCAACCGAAAAGAGCCAGACCAACCCAGCCAUCACCAAGCUAGUUUCAAGGAGUUUGGGUAAAGAAUCCCGAUUCCCCAUCACCCAAUGGUACUACCCGCCAAAGCAGUGACAACCCCCAUGAUGUAAGGCCCGAAAGCCCGGACAAUUGGGACCGAGCAAACAAACCCAACUGAUCUGAGCCCUUCAUGUGGGGCAUUCGGGGACUGCUAGAGGGGACCGUGGAGGGGCUCGGGAGUUGAAGCGGGGUCGCUAAACGGAUGACGCAGGCUUACCCAACCCGUGGGAAACAACAGGGG